Molecule: messenger RNA, 408 nt
Organism: Camellia sinensis
Lineage: Eukaryota; Viridiplantae; Streptophyta; Magnoliopsida; Ericales; Theaceae
Source: RefSeq, a predicted model, not a curated record
AUGGGUUUGAGCGGAUACAUGGCACCAGAAUACGCAAUGGAAGGAAUAUUUUCAGUAAAAUCUGAUGUCUACAGCUUUGGAGUUCUAAUAUAUGAUUCCAAACAGGCAUGGCGACUAUGGAAUGAUGGCAAAGCACAAGAGUUAAUAGAUAGAAACUUGAUCAGCAAUUGUCUUGUAAGAAAGGUUUCCAUAUGGAUUAACAUCGCAUUGUUAUGCGUUCAAGAAAACCCUGAUGAUCGGCCCUCGAUGUCAAAAGCUACUUUAAUUCUUGGAGGACAAUCAACAGAGAUUACCAAGCCAUCUGAACCUCCAUUCUCUGUUGGUAGAUAUCCCUUGUCCAAUCAAUGCUCAUCUACCAGGGAUGGAACAAAACCUGCAAGUGUAUCACUUACACUCCCCCAAGAAUAG